Molecule: messenger RNA, 393 nt
Organism: Cokeromyces recurvatus
Lineage: Eukaryota; Fungi; Mucoromycota; Mucoromycetes; Mucorales; Mucoraceae
Exons: 2
Coding region: 1-393 (130 amino acids)
Source: RefSeq, a predicted model, not a curated record
AUGACUGAAAUUGGUGACAUCAUUCAUUACCAAAAGGCCAAUGCUUCGAUCCCCACCUCUCCCUUUAAUCACCUGCCACAAGCUGCCCAUUAUCUUCUUACUAGGAAUAUCGCCAUUAAUCUGAAGAAGCUCGAGAUUAUAUUUGAAACAUGUUUGAAAGAUGCUGUGGAGUAUCUGGCCGCUCCAAUUGGUGUUACCAAUAGUAACCUCUUCUUUCGAGAAGAUUCACCUGGUUCAGAAUGCUCGUAUGAAUCAAAUACCAGUGAUGAAUUAGAGCUUAAAGAGCAAGAACGUCGCAUAACGAAGUGCAUUGAUCGACAAAUUAAAAAUUUGGAUAAUAAUGAUGAAGGCUCUUUGACCGCCAAUGAUUGGGAGAGCUUCAUUGAGGAAUAA